Esox lucius (northern pike) is the source of this 2282-nucleotide messenger RNA. It is a transcript of the gene ccng1, whose product is annotated as cyclin G1. Bases 173 to 1072 code for a protein of 299 amino acids. Gene Ontology annotation, molecular function: cyclin-dependent protein serine/threonine kinase regulator activity. Gene Ontology annotation, cellular component: cyclin-dependent protein kinase holoenzyme complex; nucleus; cytoplasm. The transcript has 6 exons. The record is from RefSeq and is a predicted model, not a curated record. Gene Ontology annotation, biological process: regulation of cyclin-dependent protein serine/threonine kinase activity; mitotic cell cycle phase transition. NCBI's taxonomy places the organism in Eukaryota, Metazoa, Chordata, Actinopteri, Esociformes, Esocidae.
UAAAGGCCUCUUUCCUUUCGCCUUACGCCAAGGGUAAGGGGUGUGCUUAGGCGGAAAAAAGUCUACGUUUGCUUAAAGCUUUCUUAUUGAAAGUAUAUACUGUUAUCUUUUUACCCUUCUUUUCAUCUACUUUUUCCACUGCAACAACUUACGCUUCUCAUAUCAAAACAAGAUGCUUCCCACAGUGACUGGAACAGGGGCACUGCCCUUUGCCAUUCAGCUGAAGGCUCUGACUGACCAGGAGUUCAGAUACCAGCCCAAGCUGAGUGGACUGAGGAUCAUUGAGAUGGCCCACGACAACGGGCUCCGGAUGACCGUGCGGCUCAGGGAGUAUGAGGUGAAGGACCUCCUGUCUCUGACCAGGUUCUUUGGCUUCAGCGCGGAGACCUUCUCUCUGGCCGUCAACCUGCUUGACCGUUUUCUUGCUGUCAUGAAGAUUCAACCGAAGCACCUUUCGUGCGUGGGCCUGUGCUGUUUUUACAUUGCUGUGAAGACCUCAGAAGAGGAGAAGAAUGUUCCCAUGGCCAAUGAGCUUAUUCGGAUCAGCCAGAACCGCUUCACCGUGUCUGACAUGAUGAGGAUGGAGAAGAUCAUUCUGGAGAAGCUCUACUGGAAGGUUAAGGCCCCGACGGCCCUCCACUUCCUCAGGCUGUUCUACAGCCACAUUCAGGACACGCUGGAAGAUGACUGCAAGGAGAUACUAAACAUUGAGAGACUAGAAGCCCAACUGAAAGCCUGUCAUUGCUCUUUCACCUUCUCUAAAGUCAAGCCGUCCCUGCUUGCCUUGUCCUUGUUGGCCUUGGAGCUCCAGGAGCAACAUGACCACGAGCACGUAGACAAGCUGCUUGACGCCUUCCACCAUCUCCAGCAACAACUCACCAUUAGAGAAGGGGACCUGGUUAUGGUGAGGGAACUGGUUAUGAAGUGCUUGCUUGAGUAUUCAUCCACCAGGGUCUCCAAGCCCAACAGCCAGAGGCUCCGUUGGAUCAUCUCCGGGAGAACACAGCGCACGUUGAAACACAGCUACUACAAAAUCACCCAUAUGCCCACAAUCCCAGAGUCCACUUACUAAUUCUCUGGGGUGGGUGACCAUGUGCACAAAAAGUUUUAGAACUUUAGCAUGUUUGUGUUUUAGUUUAAUGGAAAAAGUACCCCCCGCCCACCCUGCUAAAUAAAGAACAUCCUCUGCUUUUUGCUACAUGGUCACCCACUGCCACUUACCCACUGCCCUUAAAGAACUGCAUUAUGGAUGAUGCAGUUCUUUAAGGGGAAAAGUUCAAAACAAAUAUUUUCUUUACCCUUUCCUGUCACUGUACUUUUUGAAUAAGCUCACUAUUUAUUAGCCUUAGUCAUUGUCAUUGACUACGAGUGCGUCCCAAUGGCAUUCUAUUCCCUACAAAGUGCACUACUUUGAGGGACUGAAGUGCUAUUUGGGAGUCGAGUGGUUUUAUCUGCUCCCAUCUAGCGAAGGUAGUCUCCUUCCUGGUUGGAUUGCUUGCACAAGUGUACAGUAUGUUCUUAUUUGAAUCAGUACCAACAUGAAUACUCUUGCAUAGUAUUCUAUCGUGGUUGCUGGUUGCUAGUUUUAAGCAAUGAAGUAUAGAACCACCUAGGUCCUCAGUCCACUAUGUGGAAGAGGAGGGAGAAGGGUUUUGUGAAAAUGCAUAACAAUGGAACCAAGAAAUCGGGCCCAAAACCCUUAACUUCCACCCUAGGUUGAUAACUGUCCUAAAAAUGCACACUCCUAUACCCAAGGUGAAAAUGUUCCUUUAACUUUUUUUUUUUUAAAUACCUGAGGACGUUUGUUAAGGCUUUUCUCAGUGAAGUGAUGAAACUAGCGAUGAUCCAAAACAUGUAUUGGUUUUUUGCUUACAGGAUAGCAUGCUCUUUGAGCUGAAACUGGCUAUGACUGAAAUGUAUGUUGCACAGCUCCAUUUUGGAAACAUCCACUAUCUAACGUAAUGUUGAUUGCUAACAAUGGUUACAGAUAAAUAUGAUCCAAAUUACACUAAAUUUUUAUUAUCUUGAUUUGUGACACCUCAAGCCCCUACAAAACUAACACUCAAGUCAUAUUGUGUUUAAAUGCACUAUUAGAUUAGCACAGUGUUAUAGGAAAUGAAGUUACUGUUUGAUUUGCAUUUACUAGAAUAUUUGACUGUGCUGAGGCUAGCUCCCUAAUCUGAUUUAAAAACAAAAAUAUUCAAAUGUAGCCUCAAUGUUGGAAGUAAAUCUGUUAUUACCAAGGUGUUUGGACCUUUCAAUAAAACAUUAUUGAAAAGCUG